AUGGUUGCCGAAACCAAAUUGUACGAUGCCUUGAGCAUCAAACCCAGCGCGAGUCAGGAUGAGAUCAAGAAAGCCUAUCGGAAAGCAGCAUUGAAGUGGCACCCCGAUAAGAACAAGGACAACCAGGAUGCCGCAGAGAAGUUCAAAGAGGUAUCCCAAGCGUACGAAGUGUUGUCAGACCCCGAGAAACGCAAAGUCUACGACCAAUUCGGCCUCGAGUAUUUGCUCCGUGGCGGCCCUGCCCCUUCGCCUGGCGGUGGUGCCGGCCCCGGCGGCGGCGGCUUUGAAGGAGGUAUGCCGGGAGGAUUCUCUUCGUUCGGCGGCAUGCCCGGCGGUGGAGGAGCGCGCACAUUCCAUUUCUCGACUGGACCCGGUGGUGGUGGCGGGUUUCGAUUCAGCGCUGCGGAUGAUAUCUUCCGCAACUUCGCCAAAGCCGGCGGCGGCGGGGGCUCGGGCCUUGACGAGGACGAUAUAUUUUCGAUGCUGAAUGGAAUGGGCGGCGGUGGCGGCGGUGGCUUCCGGACUGCUCGCCCAAGUAGCGGUGGUGGAUUUGCGCAGAGUUCUCGCCGCGCACCGACACCUGAGCCUACUGUCAUCGAGAAGGAUCUGCCGUUGACUCUGGAGGAGAUCUUUAACGGGACCACAAAGAAGGUGGUCACGAAGAGUAAGGCGUUUGAUGCGAGUGGGAAGCGCAGUGUUCAGGACGUGACGCUGGAAGCUAACAUCAAGCCUGGUCUGCGGGCUGGUUCGAAGAUCAAGUACAAGAAUGUUGGGGAUCAAGAAGAAGGAGGUCGACAAGAUGUGCACCUGAUUGUCAAAGAGAAAGAGCACCCGGUCUUCAAGCGCGUCGGAGACAACCUCGUCGUCACGGUGGACCUCACUCUCAAGGAGGCCCUCACAGGCUGGGAGAAGAUCGUGCGCACCAUCGACGGCAAAUCCAUCCGCGUCCAGAAGCCUGGCCCCACACAGCCGGGCUUCGAGGAACACUAUCCGGGUCAAGGCAUGGUGGUCUCCAAGAAGCCCAGUGAUCGCGGCGAUCUGGUCGUGCGCGUCAAUGUCAAGUUCCCCACCACCUUGACGGCACAGCAAAAGGAAAUUCUCAAAGAUGUCCUCCCAUAG
Messenger RNA from Penicillium lagena, 1119 nucleotides. RefSeq names its product putative DnaJ domain protein Psi. The record is from RefSeq and is a predicted model, not a curated record. Gene Ontology annotation, biological process: translational initiation. The transcript has 3 exons. Gene Ontology annotation, molecular function: protein-folding chaperone binding. Gene Ontology annotation, cellular component: cytosol. Lineage: Eukaryota; Fungi; Ascomycota; Eurotiomycetes; Eurotiales; Aspergillaceae. The coding region runs from base 1 to 1119 and encodes 372 amino acids.